AGGAGGAGCGGAGGAGAGAGCUGGGAGUGCCAUGCCCUGUCUAUCAAACAGUGGACUGGUUCGACUUGUCACGGAGCCUUUCGGACAAACAAUGUAAUUCAGUAACAGAAAAUAGUAAGUUGUUAGUUAAAGAAGAAGGGAAGAGGCAACCGGCAACACCGAGGCGUCGCAACGGAGUAACUACGCAGGAUGGGCGAGCAGGCGGACACUGCGUUUAAAACCACUGGUUCCAAGUGGCUGCUGCCAGUCAGCGAAUACUUGGGCUUUCCUCUUGAUCAGGUGAACUUUUUGGCGUGCCAGCUGUUUGCCCUGGCUGCUGCCUUCUGGUUUCGUCUCUACCUCAGUCCGAGCCAUGCCAAUCCCCUGGUCAGACACGCUGUGGCCACUCUCCUUGGCAUUGCCUUUCUCAUCUUCUGCUUUGGAUGGUACUCAGUUCAUAUCCUGACAGUGGUGGUUGCAAGCUACCUGAUCAUUGUCAACACCGACAUCAAUAAUGUACACAGAUAUUCCAUGGUGACAGCUAUGGGCUAUCUGACAGUGUGCCAAGUGAGCCGAGUCUUCAUCUUUAACUAUGGCAUACUGUCCACUGACUUCUCUGGGCCUCUGAUGAUAGUAACUCAGAAGAUCACCACACUGGCUUUCCAGCUCCAUGACGGUAUGUGUAAGAAAUCUGAACAGCUGACUCCGGAGCAGAAGUUUCUGGCGAUAAAUAUGAGGCCUUCUCUCAUUGAAUACCUGAGUUACAAUCUGAACUUCCUGAGUGUCUUGGUGGGACCGUGCAGUGAUUAUAAAGACUACAUAGACUUCAUAGAGGGCAGACACAUUAGCCAGAGGCUCAGGCAGCGCUCUGGGACGUGUACUGGGCAGAAUGGCUAUGAUAAGACACCGGACCUGUCACCUUUGCCUGCUGUCUGUCAAAAGCUGCUGGUGUGCUGUGGCUGUAUGCUGUUCUUCCUCAUUGUGACUCGGUCCUUGCCAGUAACGUACAAUGUGGACCCCUACUUUGUCAGCCACGCCCCCUUCCUCAACAGGCUCAACUACGCUUUCUUCUCCAUACAAGCAGCAAGGCCCAAAUUCUACUUUGCCUGGACACUAGCCGAUGCUGUGAACAACGCUGCAGGUUUUGGUUUCUUGGGGAUGGAUGAAAAUGGACAGCCAUCAUGGGAUCUCAUCUGCAACCUCAACAUCUUGGGGAUUGAGACUGCGACCAGCUUCAAGACAUUCAUAGACAACUGGAAUAUCAGAACAGGAAUUUGGCUCAAAACUGUGUGUUAUGACCGAGCCCCCAAGCACCGGUUGGCGUUGACCUUCAUCCUGUCUGCCCUUUGGCAUGGUGUUUAUCCAGGGUAUUAUUUUACCUUCAUCACAGCCAUCCCCAUCACCAUGGCAGCACGAGCAAUAAGGAAAUCUAUUCGCCACUACUUCCUGGGCUCCAGAGGCUUGAAGAUGAGUUACGACAUCUUAACUUGGGCAGCCACUCAGCUGGCCAUCUGCUACACUGUGAUGCCUUUUCUACUUCUUGCAGUAGAGCCCACUUUGGUUUAUUACAGGUCUAUGUACUUCCACGUGCACAUCAUCAGCAUUCUGGCUGCGAUCGCCCUGCAUCGGAAACACAAAACCAGGGACCCCUCUGCGACCACUAAAACAUUUUCCUCCGCCUCCUCCUUCUCGUCUUCGUGCUCAGCCCAGUGCCAGCCUGUUCACUCCAACAACAAUGACAAAGUAGACUGAAAAUCCCCUCUUCAUGUUCUUUUACCAGGCUCUCAGUCCAGUGUUCUCUCAAAGACAAGUGAGCAUCCCUAAAGGGCAUUCAGCCAACUUCAAACGGGAAACCAGUGUGUUAUUUAUUUUUUUGGGGACAUAAUGCAGGAUUUGAGCCUAUAUGGUGCUGGAUGUGCACAGGAAGAGCCGUUCUGCCAUAUUACAAGAUUAAGACAAUGCAUUAAACAUAAGCUCAGCAGGCAGACUGAAAAGAGAAACAUUAGCUGAUGGGAAUAUCUCUGGUACCACCGUCAACACCACCAGGACCCUAGCCUCCCUCCACUUUCCAUAGCCACUAUUCCCUACAUGCCCAUCUCAACACCAGCCUGCCUGCUCCAGCAACAAUGCAACAGUGUGAAGAGAGAAAGGAGGCUCACUUUUUAUCCCUGUCCUCUAUCUGCACUGUCCUGCCCCAUGGUGGGAUGAAAGCCAGGACAGUGGGAGAACAGCUCAAACAAGGCACAAAUACCAGGACACACACACACACACACACACACACACACACACACAAAUACACAAAAACUCAUGCAUAAACAGACACUUGGAAACAAAUAUGCACAUACUCUCUCUUAGACACGCUCGUACUUGGCCACACUCUGAUGGCACACAAAGGCUGCCCUUGUGUGGCCACAACAAAAGAGCAUGCCAUGGGGAGAGAGAGCCCAUGUACCCGCUGCACCCACUGUGCCCAGAGGAUGUGUGUGUGUGUGUGUGUGUGUGUGUGUGUGUGUGUGUGUGUGUGUGUGUGUGUGUGUGUGUGUGUGUGUGUGUGUUGACCCUCUGCAUUAUCUCAGUGACCCUGUGUGUGUGUGUGUGGACCUCGUCAUGAAAAACUGUGGUCUGUCUCGAUAUUCCUCCCACUGGGUCGAGAGCAGCUUGAAAUACAAAUUAGACUAUAUAGCUCUCAAACUCUCCACUGAAACCGUAACUAUUGAAGUUUUUAUUGAAGGCAAGAGGACAGCUCUUCCAGGUGAGGAGACUUGACUGUUCUCUUGAACAAGUAAACACUUUAUUAUAGUUUUUUAUGGAUAAUCCUGUCCUGUAGCUAUCCCCCUGUAAACAAAAGGGAGUGGCUAACAGAUAUUUAAAGAAUAAACCAUACGGUCGGCCGACAAGCUCUUGCUCAUGUUGGUUUGCAUCUGCACCGAAUUGUAAUAAAUUAUGAAACGGUGCAAUAUGAGCACAAAGUGAAGCUAACUAUAAAAAACAAAGGCUUUCCAAUCAUUAUCAUUCUACUUUCCCCAAGGAAUAUGUUUUUCUGCUGAAGCAGUAGGGAAUGUAAUAUUGACACAGUUCUUAUCAUGUGAACGGUGCUGGAAACCUGCUAUCAUGAUAUAAAGUAAUUGAACAAAAAGCUGUGGCGAAACUGAGAGGAAAUACAUUUGAAGUUCCUCUUUUUGGGAGGUACCCAUUGCACAUUCAAAGAAUGGAAAAUAUGAUCAAAAAACAGGAAUUUUACAAGUUAAAAUGUAUUUCUUGUCAGUGGGAGUUUGGUGUUGUGUUCUUUCUGAGAAAGAACACAUUUAAAACUAGAUUUACCAGAGCUUAUCAGCAGCUGCAGGUUGAUUGAACAGAGACACCUGCUGGUUGUUUGUACUGUCUGAACUCUGCUGAAUGAAGUAAUGAAGGUAAGCCAUGUGGGACUGACUGAAACUGCCACUGCGCAGCAUCUCCCAAUGCAGCUUCAUACCGACCAUGAGUUGAACACCUACUUUUCCCCUAAUAGUAUAAUUUCUUUGCAAAAUUUCACAAUAGCUUCACUUCACUAGCUUAUACCUUUGCACACUUAGAAGCUGAUGUUUGUGGUUAGAAAAUACGGUGAAAACUGACACAUUUUCUUAAAUUAUUAAUUAUUGUUCUGUUGUUUCUCGUUAUGGAAGCGUUAUCACUCAUGAGAGGUUCGGGAGCAUUGGGAGAAUUAAAAGUGGCACAGUGGCUUGGUUAUUAAUGGUGCUAUCUGCUGCAGGCUAGCAUGUUAAUUUUCAGCUACAAUUAUGGGUUGAUUAUAAAGAGGUUUGCUAACAAUGCUAACAAGUUGCAAUGCAAGAAAUCUUUUUGGUAAUGUGCCUGGUGAAGAACAAUUACACUUGAAAAUGCCAGCUUGUCCCUUUUUAAAUGCAUGUGAAGAGCAUAUUUAACAGUUUAAUCAUGCACUAAUUGUAAUGCAUUUUAUUACCUGCCUUAUAUCUUUUAGGCUAAUCUCAACUUUUUGAGUUCAGUAAAAUGUAUUUUAUGACUUGCCUGUUUUGGCUCAGUUUACAUAUUGACUGAAGCCUCUUAUUCUUAAUAUGUAGAGCCUGUUUGUACAAGAAAAAAAAAAUCAAAAACGGUGUAGCCUACAGGUGUUUCGUAUUUUUCUAUCGGGACAGAAGAUAACAUCUGUGUAACAUGAAAAUCUCACCUCUUAGCUUUGCUGUGACAGGGACCCCGUCCACAAAACAAGUGUUGACAUUAGGCAGGGGGGGGGGGCAUUUCAUCUAAUUAACAGUAAUUAUUAGACAAAUACCACAGGGGUCAUUGUUCAAGGGGUAAAUUAUCAAGAUUUUAGGUGAAACGAGAAGUAGCGGAAUGUGCAAAUUAACCUAUUGUUAUAGUCUCUCAGCUAAUUAGAACAAAUUACUUUCAAGACUUUUUUAUCUCUUGGGUUAGGGUUUUGAGUAAAGAUGGCAAUAUUUAAUUUUUGUGAAUUAUUUUAAUGUUUAGCUGCACAUUAGUACCUCUCUUGGAGUUAAUGAAGUGUCAGUAGUGAGUUGUCUGGGGACCUGUAGCCAUUUAUGUGCAAAAAGCCAUUUUGCCUGCAAUUAUUAACAAUUAGACCUGGAAAAAAAAAAAAAAAACUUAAAUGUUGAUGGCAAUUCAAUUUGUCCCCACAACAGACAUUGUCGAACAAUUGACUGCACCUCAACUCCUCAAGUGGUGUGUGUGCUGAAAAAUGAAACUGCUCGUCCCAAGUACUGCUUUGCUAUAGCAUGAAAUUGCUUUUGUGAAACAACCCUGAGUAACUGAUAUGGAACGAGCUGUAGCCUUUAAAUAUGUUUGUGUUAUCAAUAACAUGUUCACGGCAUUGUAUGUCUGCAUGUGUUUUUAGGGCAGGGAAAUGAGCGAUGAGUGGCACAUAUAUAGUAUGAAUGUGACGUCAGAAUGAGCAGCUAUUUGAAUGACUUAAUACUGAUUAUGAGGAUAUUUUUUGUAUGUGUUUUUUGAAAGCGUAUGUGUGAUCAAAUAUACUGACUGUGAGAGUGUGUGUUUGUUUUUGUGUGUGUGUGAGAGAGAUAUUUUCUUAUUACCCCAUUGUUCCAUUUUAGUAUUGUUUGUAUGCAGGAAAGAGUGAGUGGUAUAGAAAAAAAUGUAGAAUAACAAAUAAAGCUUUAGUGAAACAAAUGUUAA
This is a messenger RNA of Seriola aureovittata, 5148 nucleotides long. It is a transcript of the gene mboat1, whose product is annotated as membrane bound O-acyltransferase domain containing 1. Bases 190 to 1731 code for a protein of 513 amino acids. The transcript is spliced from 13 exons. Lineage: Eukaryota; Metazoa; Chordata; Actinopteri; Carangiformes; Carangidae. Gene Ontology annotation, cellular component: membrane. Gene Ontology annotation, biological process: lipid modification. The record is from RefSeq and is a predicted model, not a curated record. Gene Ontology annotation, molecular function: acyltransferase activity.